CAAAGUUGGAGCGAGCGGAAAGGCGGUCCCAUUUCCUACUCACCUGCAAACGUGAUUGGUGCGAGGGUGUAUGAGUGGGUGUGCGGGGGUGUAUGAGUGGGUGUGCGGGGGUGUAUCAGUGGGUGUCCGUCAUGCCUGGCACAUUGUUGAUGUGAAGCCCUAUAUGCCGACUCCUCUGUCCUGGGAUUCGUGAGAAUCGUUCAAGUCCUCGCUCGUGCAGCAUCCCACUCGCUCGCAGUAUCCAGAGCGCAGCAGGCGUCCAGGUGUCUUCGGGGAGACCUGCCCCACUCGACUCACUUCCGUCAAGAGGAGAGCUGAGCGCGGAGACAGACACCUGCCUACAGUUCACUAGAGGGGGGAUCUUUACGCGCACCGGACGCGUUUCCAUCGCUGCUUCCCAUUGUUUGCGCUCCAUGGAGCAGGUGCUUCUCGACUUUCUCCACUGUCUUCAAAAGACUUUUGCUCCAGUACAGUGACAUUCACUGCAGACGACUGUCUUCACGUUUGAAAGCCAUCGACAUCAACGAGAAACAUGGAUAACAGCCCUGGAGGCGGAGUCAUCCUGUAUGCAGGUUCCUCUGGCAGUUCCAGUCCCAGCCCCGGCAGCCCCUCGAGCGGGUACCAGACACAGUCGCCCUCCUCACACUCCCAGCCCUCAUCUCCAGAGGAGGUUACCUUCACAGAGAUUGGGCCACUGAAACAGAGGGCAGCUGGGUGCAACACUACAUCCUCCAAACUUGUGUUCCAGUUCCCAGAGGUCUACAGUGGGCCCUCAGCAGCAUCCACCCCGCAGCAUACCUAUGCACACCCCAUCGCAGGGAAGAGGCCGUGCGGAUUCGCAGGAACAUUCACCAAAACAGGUGGAAUGGUCCUGCUUUGCAAAGUCUGUGGGGACAUUGCAUCCGGUUUUCACUACGGAGUGCAUGCAUGUGAAGGUUGCAAGGGUUUUUUCCGCCGCAGCAUCCAGCAGAACAUCAAUUACAAGAUGUGUGUGAAGAAUGAGAACUGUCUGAUCAUGCGCAUGAACCGAAACCGCUGCCAGCACUGCCGUUUCAAGAAAUGCCUCUCUGUCGGCAUGUCAAGAGAUGCUGUACGCUUUGGUCGCAUCCCUAAGAGAGAGAAGCAGCGACUUCUGGAUGAGAUGCAGAGCUACAUGAACAGCCUAAAUGAGUCGGCCGCCAUGGACAUGGACUCAUCGUCGGAGAGGGAUGCUCUCCCAUGCCAAGAAGAUAGCAACUCAAAAGAGGCCAUUGGGACCAUCUCCAGAGCGUACCGUGACAUCUUCACCAGCAGCAACAGCAGCAACACACAGGAGAGAGUGGCCAAAUGGGCUAACAUCCCCACCACCACAAACAACAACACAUCUACCUUUUCUCAGGAUGCCAGUUUCCCCCAAAUCUCAUCUCAUCCCAACUUCGCCCAGAGUUAUCAGUCUUGCCCCGUUGCCCCUGCCAACCUAUGCCCAGUUGCCCCUAACGACAACCAAACUGCAUUCCACAAUGUGGAGAACAAUCGCUACACCUACUAUGUGUCAACAAAUCAGAAUCAUGACCAGUCUAAUGGUGCAACACCUCAAAGUGGCACCUCUGCCAAUCACAACAGUUUUCACAAUGCAAGAAGCGCCACAAAUCAGCCUUCCUGCCCAUGGAAAUCUGCUCAAGGAGCUAAAGUGCUGGCCUGUCCUCUCAAUGCGUGCCCUGUUUCAGGGGUAGAUCGUACGAGCCAGGAGAUAUGGGAAUCCUUCUCUCAGUGUUUCACUCCUGCUGUCAAGGAGGUUGUAGAAUUUGCAAAGGGCAUCCCGGGAUUUCAAGACCUCAGUCAACAAGACCAGGUCAUGCUGCUCAAGUCAGGCACCUUCCAGGUUCUAAUGGUGAGGUUUUGCACCUUGUUCAAUGCUGAGGAACGUACAGUGACCUUUUUGAAUGGACAAACUUACCCACUCUCUACACUGCGGGCUUUGGGCAUGGGCUCCCUGCUGGACGCAAUGUUUGACUUCAGCGAGAAGUUGAGCUCCUUAGGGCUAGAGCCUGAUGAAAUGGCUCUCUUCAUGGCUGUGGUACUGGUCUCUGCAGACCGUUCUGGCAUCUCAAACAUGUGGGCUGUAGAGCAGCUCCAGGAGGGUCUGAUUCGAGCCCUGCGGUCACUUAUCAGCCGACGUCGUCCAGAUGACACCACCCUCUUCCCGAAACUCCUCCUGCGCCUGCCAGACCUACGCACCCUCAACAAUCUGCACUCUGACAAACUGUUGGCCUUUCGCAUUGACCCUUGAGCAGACCACAUGGUCACAGACACAAACUAUUUACACAAACAUAUACUGUAUUCAGCACACCAAACGCACUGGGACACACAUAUAUUACCUUCCAAGGGCCCGACUUCCUUCAGAACGGAGAAACAAGGAAUUUUGUGAGGAGUGUUUUUCAAAAAAGAAAAGCGACGCCGUGGCGAACAUGUUCUUUGAUUGCCCAUUUCCAUGCAAUAUUUUGGAACAAAUAAACACACACAUUCAAACUCAUGUAUAUACAUUAACCACAACACCUCUCGAAAGACAUUCUUCCAGUUAAAAAAGAUAAAUAAUUGUGUAGAGUUACUAUUACCCUUUUGAACAGAUCACUUGUGCAUUUGCCCAUUAUAUCCAAAGUACUUAAGAAUAAAAGCCAGUUCACUUCUGUUUAUUCCUGGAGUGGUACAGUAUCAUCUGGCCAUCACUAAGCAGCAGCUGAAAGAUGAAUAUCGUAGACAAGUUUAUUACUUAGGAAGCAUUAGUGAUGACUGACCAUGAGUCCGUUUGUAUUUAAGAGAAAGGGAAGCUGUAUAUAAUACAUAGCAAAAUCCGAAAUACUAAGGUAAUUGUGUAUCACUGUUUCACAAACAUGCUAUCUGCAUUAGCACUUGAAUGAGACCCUUAUUUCACAAAAACAUUAUUUCUGCACUUACUGUAUCAAAUCUGCGAGAUGGAGAGUAUUUGUAUUUCCUUUGUUUAUUUUUGUUGCUGUAAAUAUUAUUUUUACCCCAAUGUCAACGUGUCAAUGACUGAAAAAAAAAAAGUAUAUAUAUCAAAUGGAUGGGACAGACAAGUUUGUUGUAAAGAAGACUGUACUGACCUUCCUGUCUGAGGUGGGGGUUUGGCCAUGCCAAUGGGGGCUUUUCACAGGAGACUAGCAGGGAUUCUCAGAAAGCUUCGACACACUUCCUGCUAUCAGAUUAUGUAACCAACCAGCAUAAUCCCUGAAAUCACCAGCAUUCACUCCACAUGCACCCUUCCUCUGUCCCCCAAUGUUUGUCAUACAAACAAGAGAUAUUUUUGGGUGAGAGAUCUAAUUUAAUUGGUCUUCUCACUGUUUUGCUUGUUUGAUUGUGGCUGAUUAAGCACACCAUGUACAUUUUGUAAAUUUUUCUUCCUAAAUAGAGUUAUAUAAUGAUAUAAAGUUCGAAUUAUGUAUUAA
Molecule: messenger RNA, 3443 nt
Organism: Scophthalmus maximus (turbot)
Lineage: Eukaryota; Metazoa; Chordata; Actinopteri; Pleuronectiformes; Scophthalmidae
Gene: nr1d4a
Product: nuclear receptor subfamily 1, group D, member 4a
Exons: 8
Coding region: 533-2269 (578 amino acids)
Biological process (GO): negative regulation of transcription by RNA polymerase II; hormone-mediated signaling pathway; cell differentiation
Molecular function (GO): RNA polymerase II cis-regulatory region sequence-specific DNA binding; nuclear receptor activity; zinc ion binding
Source: RefSeq, a predicted model, not a curated record